Molecule: messenger RNA, 435 nt
Organism: Drosophila serrata
Lineage: Eukaryota; Metazoa; Arthropoda; Insecta; Diptera; Drosophilidae
Gene: Cpr30F
Product: Cuticular protein 30F
Cellular component (GO): extracellular matrix
Source: RefSeq, a predicted model, not a curated record
AUGUUUGCUCUCCUUUCUCUGUUCAUCCUGGGCGUUGGAGCCGCCGCCGCCAUCGAGUUGCCGCUCUACCACCAGCCGGCCCUCGUGAAGCCCCUCCUGAAGGCCGUCGAAGUGGAGGCUCCCGCCCACUAUGACUUCUCCUACUCGGUGCAUGACGAGCACACCGGCGACAUCAAGAGCCAGACAGAGUCCCGCAAGGGCGACCAGGUGCAGGGCCAGUACACGCUGAUCGACGCCGAUGGAUACCUGCGUACUGUGGACUACACCUCGGACGCGCAUAAUGGCUUUAACGCAGUGGUGCGUCGUGAUCCUUUGGGCCACAAAGUGGUCAAGGCUGCGCCCAUUGCCAAGAUCCUGGCUCCAGCCCCUCUGCCGCUAGCCUAUGGCCCCAAGCUCUUGGCUCCCGCCAAGCUGCCUCUUAGCCUGUACCACUAA